Messenger RNA from Micromonas pusilla CCMP1545, 1746 nucleotides. RefSeq lists its product as uncharacterized. The record is from RefSeq and is a predicted model, not a curated record. Gene Ontology annotation, molecular function: GTP binding. Gene Ontology annotation, cellular component: mitochondrion. The transcript is spliced from 2 exons. Lineage: Eukaryota; Viridiplantae; Chlorophyta; Mamiellophyceae; Mamiellales; Mamiellaceae. The coding region runs from base 145 to 1728 and encodes 527 amino acids.
GUGUGCCCCGGCUGCGGCGUCGGCCUUCAGUGCGACGACCACAACCUCCCGGGGUACUUCGUGAUCCCGCAGCGGCUGCUCGACGCGGAGGAGGAAGGGGAGGCGGACGGCGCGGCAGACGCGGACGACGGCGGCCUCGACGGCAUGGAAGCCCUCGCGGCGGACGACGACGACGACGACGACGACGACGACGACGCGAUGGAAGAUGCGAUGGAAGACGCGCUCGACGGGAUAUCCUACGACGACGACGAGACGUUCGAGCUCCCCGCGGAUUUCGACGACGGAUUGGGCGAAGACGCGAUCGAGGUCGACGAGGACGCGGCGUUGGGCGCGCUGAAUGCGAUGUUCGACGACGACGACGACCGCCGCGAUCGCGACGACGACGAGGAGGAGGAGGAGGACCGACGACGCGAGGAGAGGAAAGCGGCGCGGAAGAAGAACCCGAACCUCGUCACGUGCGCGCGGUGUUACAGCUUGCGUCACCACGGCGUCGUCAAAAACCAAGCCGCGGAGAUCCUCAUGCCGUCGUUCGAUUUCGGCCGCGUCGUCGGGAACAAACUCAAGCGCACCGGCCCGGGCGGCGCGGUGAUCCUGCUCCUCGUGGACAUCGUCGACUUCGACGCGUCGUUUCCGAUCGACGCGGUGGACUUUUUGGACCCGUACGUGAAGGACGAGACCGUGGACGUGCUCCUGGUCGCGAACAAGGUUGAUCUGUUGCCGACGCGAUGCACGCGCGCGAGGGUGUCGAGCUUCGCGCGACGCCGAGCCAAGUCGCACGGGCUGCGGAAAGCCGCGGGCGUGCACCUCGUCAGCGCGCACACGGGCAUGGGCAUCAACACCCUGAGCGAGCAGCUGAUGCAGUUGCUCGAGGACGGGAGGGAAGUGUGGGUGGUGGGCGCGCAAAACGUCGGGAAGAGCUCGCUCAUCGUCCGCCUCUCGCGACGGUUCGACGGCCCCGGCCCGGAGGACGGCGGCCCGCUCGCGAGUCAUCUCCCCGGGACGACGCUAGGGGUCGUGAAACUCCCGAAGCUGCUUCCGAACGGCACGGACGUGUACGACACCCCCGGACUCCUUCAGCCGUUCCAAGUCUCCUCGAGGCUCACGGGCGAGGAAGCGCGGAUGGUGCUGCCGCGGCGGCGGCUCUCCCCGCGGACGUACCGCGUCGAGGUCGGCGGGUCGAUCCACCUCGGCGGGCUCGCGCGCGUGGACUACCUCGACGGUCCGCAGCGGACGGUGUACCUCACCGUGUGGGUGAGCGACGACGUCGUGUCGCAUUACGUCGUCAGAGGCGAAAACGGCAAGGCGGACGCGUUGUACGAAAAACACGCGGGCGGGAAACUUUCGCCGCCGAUUGGCGAAAACCGCGUGAAACAGCUCGGGGAGUGGGGCAGUCGCACGGUGACGGUGUACGGCACGGACUGGAACACGUCCACGAGGGACAUCUCCAUCGGCGGGCUGGGGUGGGUCGGCGUCGGCGUCAACGGCGAGGCGUCGUUUCGAGUGUGGACGCACGAGGGGGUCAACGUGGAGACGAGAGAGGCGCUGGUACCGGACAUGGCGCGGGCGUUACAUCGCCCGGGGUUCAGCAACGAGCAGCAGCACAGCGGAGGGAAGGGCGGGAGUAAAGGACGGCCGAGCAAGAAGAUCAUGCGCGGUGGGGGAUACAACGCGCCGACAAAGUCAAAGCGCGGCGGCGGCGGCGGCGGCGGCGGCGAUUUUAAUUUCUGAUCGGCGAUCGUCCGUGCG